AUGUCCACUCUAUUGGAUGUUGAUAAUAUAUCUCGCUGGACAUUAAAUCAUUUUAAAGAAUUGGAAGGGUUACUUCCUGAUUUGAUUCCACUUAUUAGAUGGUUUCAAAUUUCCUCAAAAGACUUUUGGCGGAAAGUUAGUCAAUUUGAACAAAUCUUACCAAAACAAUUAUAUAAGUUUAAGCGUUGGGCCGCUUUGGUUAUUCGUAAAAAAAUCUUUUGGUCGUCAAUACGGGAUUAG
Molecule: messenger RNA, 240 nt
Organism: Funneliformis caledonium
Lineage: Eukaryota; Fungi; Glomeromycota; Glomeromycetes; Glomerales; Glomeraceae
Source: the annotation of a GenBank genome assembly